AUGAGUGUUAUGCAGUCUGGGACCCAGAUGGUUAAGCUGAAGAGUGGAACCAAGGGGCUGGUUCGUCUCUUCUACCUGGAUGAGCACAGGACCUGCAUCCGAUGGAGACCGUCCAGGAAAAGCGAAAAGGCAAAAAUUGUCAUCGAUUCCAUUUACAAAGUCACCGAAGGCCGGCAGUCAGAAAUCUUCCACCGCCAUGCUGAGGGGAACUUCAGCCCAAGCUGUUGCUUCACCAUCUACCACGGCAGCCACAUGGAGUCACUGGAUCUCAUUACCUCUAACCCCGAGGAGGCUCGCACCUGGAUAACAGGGCUGAAGUACUUGAUGGCUGGGAUAAGCGAUGAGGACUCGCUUGCUAAGCGCCAGAGAACACAUGAUCACUGGGUCAAACAGACCUUCGAGGAGGCUGACAAGAAUGGCGAUGGCCUCCUGAACAUUGAGGAGAUCCACCAGCUGAUGCACAAACUGAAUGUGAACUUGCCCCGCAGGAAGGUCCGGCAGAUGUUUCAGGAAGCAGACACAGAUGAGAACCAAGGAACCCUAAAUUUUGAAGAAUUUUCAGUGUUUUACAAGAUGAUGUCCUUACGUCGAGAUCUCUACUUACUGCUUUUAAGCUACAGCGACAAGAAGGAUCACCUCACCGUGGAAGAACUUGCUCAGUUUCUGAAGGUGGAACAAAAGAUGAAUAAUGUGACGCCAGAGUAUUGCCUUGACAUCAUACAGAAGUUUGAAGUGUCGGAAGACAACAAGAAGCAAAAUGUUCUUGGGAUUGAAGGUUUCACCAACUUCAUGCGCAGUCCUGUGUGUGAUGUAUUUAACCCUCUGCAUUGCGAAGUGCAUCAGGACAUGGAUCAGCCCCUUUGUAACUACUUCAUUGCUUCCUCUCACAACACGUACCUGACAGGAGACCAGCUGCUGUCCCAGUCCAGGGCAGAGAUGUACGCACGCGUGCUGCAGGAUGGAUGUCGAUGCAUUGAAGUGGAUUGCUGGGAUGGUCCAGAUGGAGAGCCAGUAGUGCACCAUGGCUAUACUCUUACCUCUAAAAUACUCUUCCGUGAUGUGGCAGAAACCAUCAAUAAAUACGCCUUCAUCAAAAAUGAGUUUCCAGUGAUAUUGUCUAUUGAAAACCAUUGCAGUAUUCAGCAGCAAAAGAAGAUUGCUCAGUACCUGAAGGAGAUAUUCGAUGACAAACUGGACUUGUCACCUGUAACCACUGGAGAUUCCAGGCAGCUGCCCAGCCCUCAAAAUUUGAAAGGGAAAAUCCUAGUGAAGGGUAAAAAGCUGCCAUACAGUCUUGGAGCAGAUGCUGAAGAAGGAGAAGUUUCAGAUGAGGACAGCGCUGAUGAGAUUGAAGAUGACUGCAAGUUAAAGCCUUGCUAUAGUAAUGGUGCAACUGAGCACCAGGUGGAAUCUUUUAUAAGAACAAAACUGGAGUCUCUGAUAAAAGAAUCCCAAAUCAGGGACAAAGAAGAUCCCGACAGCUUCACUGUGAGAGCUCUGUUGAGGGCCACUCACGAGGGUUUAAAUGUUAACCUGAAACAGAAUCUGGACACAAAAGAAGGUGGAAAAAAGUCUCAUAGCCGAUCAUUAAUGGGCAACUUCGGUAAACACAGAAAAGCUGUGAAGGCAGCAGCCAAAUACCAUAGCACAUCAGAUGAUGAAGAAAGCCAGCAAAACCCUUCAGGAAAGGAAACGGGGCAGCUCCACAGACUGGGUCGUCGAAGAAAAACAGUGAAGCUGUGCCGAGCCCUGUCUGACCUCGUGGUGUACACAAACUCAGUGGCAGCCCAGGAUCUGGUAGAUGACGGCUCAACAGGGAAUGUGCUGUCGUUCAGUGAAACAAGAGCCCACCAAGCCGUUCAGCAGAAGGCCGAGCAGUUUAUGCUUUACAACCAGAGGCAGCUUACAAGGGUCUACCCAUCAGCCUACCGGAUCGACUCCAGCAACUUCAAUCCUCUACCUUACUGGAACGUUGGUUGCCAGUUAGUGGCACUGAACUACCAAUCUGAGGGCCGCGUGAUGCAAUUAAAUGAUGCAAAAUUUAGGGUAAAUGGCAACUGUGGUUAUGUCCUGAAACCUCAGCAGAUGUGCAAAGGUACGUUCAACCCCUACUCUGCUGAUCCACUUCCUGCCAGUCCUAAAAAACAGCUUAUUCUGAAAAUCAUCAGUGGACAGCAGCUCCCUAAGCCUCCUGACUCAAUGUUAGGAGACAGAGGAGAGAUAAUAGAUCCUUUUGUUGAGGUGGAAAUUAUUGGGUUACCUGUUGACUGCUGCAAAGACCAAACCAGGGUGGUUGACGACAAUGGGUUUAAUCCUGUGUGGGAGGAAACACUGACUUUUACCAUCCACAUGCCUGAAAUAGCCUUGGUGCGAUUUCUUGUCUGGGACCAUGACCCUAUUGGGCGAGACUUUGUUGGACAGAGAACUCUGGCCUUUAGCAGCCUUGUGCCUGGUUAUCGUCAUGUGUAUUUAGAAGGACUGACAGAAGCAUCCAUAUUUGUUCAUAUAACCAUUAAUGAGAUCUAUGGAAAGUGGAGCCCUUUAAUCCUCAAUCCCAGUUACACAAUAUUGCACUUUUUAGGAGCCACCAAGAAUAAGCAGCUGAUAGGACUCCGAGGGUUGUUUAACAAGAACCCUAAGCACAGCUCUGCCGAAACCAGCGGGCACUAUGUACGGAAGCGAUCAAUUGGCGAUCGAAUUCUCCGGCGCACAGCCAGUGCACCAGCAAAAGGCAGAAAGAAAAGUAAGAUGGGAUUUCUGGAAGCUACUGAAAUUAAAGACAGUGCAUCUGAACCAGUAGACCUGAAAGACAAAGGAGUUGUCAGGCUUACGAGCCAGAGUUUGCAGGCACGUCCUGUGUCUAUGCCUGUGGACAAAUACCUUCUCGUAGGACUGCCCUGCCCAGAAGAUGAAGCUGCACAAGAUGCCAAAGGAAAAGAAAACGCAUCUGAGAUGGAAAAUCACCAAUGUGGCACCAUCAAGAAAAGCACUGCAGCACCUCUUUCUUUGGCAGAUACAUCUUCUACCAUUUGCUCUGAUGGUCCUGAUUUGCACUCCACUAUAACCAUGCAAGAUGGUGACAUUUCUCACCUUAUAGAUGAAGUUUCUUUGGCGAAUGAGAGUGAGAUGGACAGUGCUGUCUCGGCUCUGAUCGGACAGCUCGAUGUCAUGGAUGAGCAAACUGACCUUGCUGUGGCCUCAAGCCUCCAUGGCUCCAGCAGCCAGACCUGCGGUGUGACGGCCACACACCCACACGUGCUCACCGCAGAUCUUAAAAGUCCUUGUAAGCACAACUUGACUAUCACAAAAUCCAUCAAAUCCUCUUUAUGCUCAACGCCAGAUACCACCACAUUCUCCAGCCCUGAGACUGCAGAAUUUUCUGUGUACACAGUUAUCCACGAGGCAACUCCUACACCAGCUACUGAAUGUAAGACCCAUGGAGAAUUAGUUUGCAAAAAAAGUGUAAACAGUAUAGAAAAGAGCUUGCCUGACUGUUCUUCUCCCUCACCUCUCUCUUUGCUAAAUGCAAAUCUCAAAAGAAAAUGUGGAACAAGCAGGGAAGCCCCCAGGUCUGCCAGUUCUUUUGCUUGCAGUAGCCUCAUCUUUGAGGAGACGCUUGUUGACCCUCCCACCAGUGAGGAUUCAGAAAACAGCAGUCUGGUGGAAGUGGAUGGGGAUUCUCAAGAUCUCUUGGUAACCGCGUGUGAGUACAGACGGGAAGACAUGAGCCAGUUGGCUUCCCCUUUGAAACUGCGGCAAAAGCAGGACACUGGGCAUGGAGGGGAGAGGACCUCUGGGGACAGCGCAACCACUGAGUUCUGUGCUGCUGCCCUGGGCUGCUUGGAUGUCUCCAGGACUGCAGGGAGCCAGUUCCCUUUGCCAUUGUGUGCCAACAUUGGCUUCUUAUAUCAUCAUCAUUCAGAUAAGCAGAUCUCAGAGAGAUCCCAGCUCAACAUACACUCACCGGAGCUCAAAAGUGCUUUGGCUUUCCCAUCUCCUUCAGGCAUCAAGCAGACCAGCCCUUGCAAAUCCAAGAGCCUCGGUGACUUGACAUCAGAGGAUAUUUCCUGCAAUUUUGAAAGUAAGUAUCAGUACAUAAGUAGGAGCUUUAUCUCAUCGGGCAUGAGAGACAAGAAACUUGCUGCUAUGAAGAACAUGAGACCACAUUCGACAGAUGCUCUGACGGAGCAGCUGAGGAAGCUGGUGUCCUUGGACCACGAGGACGGCAGUGAAACGCUGUACUCCAGGCAGAUUGAUGACGACUGCCCAAAGGCACUGGUCAGAAAACUCUCGUCCAGAAGCCAGAGCCGAGUGCGGAACAUAGCCAGCCGGGCCAAGGAGAGACAGGAGGCUGCCAGCAAGCAAAAAUCCUCUAACACGAGUAGUGUAGCGGGAGUCGUCCUCCGGAACAAGCCUUCAGCAUCUCCUCACGUUGUCAACAGGCACUCAACGGGGUCGUACAUAGCCCAGUACCUGAACGGCUUCCCCGGGGAGGCCAUGGAGGGCCGAGGGAUCCCAGAGGGUGCAUGUGCAGCUUUGCGCUACAGCUGUAAUGACCACUUGUACACACGUGACUCUGUUCUGCAGCUGGAACCCAACAGCGAUGAUAAACCUGAAUUGCUGAGACUGUAG
This is a messenger RNA of Mesitornis unicolor (brown roatelo), 4632 nucleotides long. It is a transcript of the gene PLCH1, whose product is annotated as phospholipase C, eta 1. The coding region runs from base 1 to 4632 and encodes 1543 amino acids. Gene Ontology annotation, biological process: lipid metabolic process; phosphatidylinositol-mediated signaling. The record is from RefSeq and is a predicted model, not a curated record. Gene Ontology annotation, molecular function: phosphatidylinositol-4,5-bisphosphate phospholipase C activity; calcium ion binding. The transcript has 22 exons. Lineage: Eukaryota; Metazoa; Chordata; Aves; Mesitornithiformes; Mesitornithidae.